GUCUCUAAGAAUCAGAAUAGUCCACUUCAUGAUGAUGUCUUUAUUUUUAACUCAGGUGUCCCAGCGAUGGCUGGGGAUUCCAGGAAUGCCAUGAACCAGAACAUGGAGAUUGGAGUCACUCCCAGAGACCCCAGGAAGAUCCCCAAACAGGCUCGCGAUUACGUGCCCAUCGCCACGGACCACACCCGCCUGCUGGCCGAGGGCAAGAAGCCACGCCAGCGCUACAUGGAAAAGACCGGCAAGUGCAACGUGCACCAUGGCAACGUCCAGGAGACCUACCGGUACCUGAGCGACCUCUUCACCACGCUGGUGGACCUCAAGUGGCGCUUCAACCUGCUGGUCUUCACCAUGGUCUACACCAUCACCUGGCUCUUCUUCGGCUUCCUGUGGUGGCUCAUCGCCUACAUCCGGGGCGACCUGGACCACGUUGGGGACAAAGAGUGGAUUCCCUGUGUCGAAAACCUCAGUGGCUUCGUGUCGGCCUUCCUGUUCUCCAUCGAGACGGAAACCACCAUCGGGUACGGCUUUCGGGUGAUCACGGAGAAGUGCCCGGAGGGCAUCAUCCUCCUGAUGGUGCAGGCCAUCCUGGGCUCCAUCGUCAACGCCUUCAUGGUGGGCUGCAUGUUUGUCAAGAUCAGCCAGCCCAAGAAGAGAGCCGAGACGCUCAUGUUCUCCAACCACGCGGUCAUCUCCAUUCGGGACGAGAAGCUCUGCCUCAUGUUCCGCGUGGGGGACCUCAGGAACUCCCACAUCGUGGAGGCCUCCAUCCGGGCCAAGCUCAUCAAGUCCCGGCAGACCAAGGAGGGGGAGUUCAUCCCCCUGAACCAGACCGACAUCAACGUGGGCUUCGACACCGGGGACGACCGCCUCUUCCUCGUGUCGCCGCUCAUCAUCUCCCACGAGAUCAACGAGAAGAGCCCUUUCUGGGAGAUGUCCCGGGCCCAGCUGGGUCAAGAGGAGUUUGAAAUCGUGGUCAUUCUGGAAGGGAUGGUGGAGGCCACAGGCAUGACUUGCCAAGCACGGAGCUCCUACAUGGAUACAGAGGUGCUCUGGGGCCACCGGUUCACGCCAGUCCUCACCUUGGAAAAGGGCUUCUAUGAGGUGGACUACAACACCUUCCAUGACACCUAUGAGACCAACACGCCCAGCUGCUGUGCCAAGGAGCUGGCGGAAAUGAAGCAGGAAGGCCGGCUUUUCCCGUGCCUCCCCAGCACCCCCCUGCCGGGAAGCUGUGCGAAAGCAGAGCUGGAUGCUGAGGCUGAGCAGGAUGGAGAGGACCAGCUGGAGGGGCUGAAUGGGUCCCGGGAGACCAGGGGCUUGGUGUAAGGGCUGCCCUCUCCCCGCAGCCUCCCUCACUGGCUUCUAUGAGCUCAGAUGCUGCAGCGCCAGGGCUGGGCUGGGGUGGACUUGCUGAGUGCCAUGUUUGGGGG
Messenger RNA from Myotis lucifugus (little brown bat), 1430 nucleotides. RefSeq names its product potassium voltage-gated channel subfamily J member 5 (gene KCNJ5). The record is from RefSeq and is a predicted model, not a curated record. The transcript has 2 exons. Gene Ontology annotation, molecular function: G-protein activated inward rectifier potassium channel activity. The coding region runs from base 67 to 1326 and encodes 419 amino acids. Gene Ontology annotation, cellular component: plasma membrane. Gene Ontology annotation, biological process: potassium ion import across plasma membrane; regulation of monoatomic ion transmembrane transport. NCBI's taxonomy places the organism in Eukaryota, Metazoa, Chordata, Mammalia, Chiroptera, Vespertilionidae.